Molecule: messenger RNA, 3827 nt
Organism: Conger conger (European conger)
Lineage: Eukaryota; Metazoa; Chordata; Actinopteri; Anguilliformes; Congridae
Gene: dab2ipb
Product: DAB2 interacting protein b
Exons: 16
Coding region: 260-3823 (1187 amino acids)
Biological process (GO): regulation of GTPase activity
Source: RefSeq, a predicted model, not a curated record
GACCGCAGUGUUUGCUUCCUCUGAGGGUGAAAGGAGACUUCUAUUUUCCCAGCGUUCCCAGGACUCGUAGGAGCUGCCGUCGUGCCGCUGCGGACAUGAAACAGGGAGCAGCUUCCCGCUGAGUCAGGCCAGAGCACCGGGACGCAGAGGAUCCAGUUUUUUUGUGUCUCUCUGGGAGUUUUUCACCUCUGGAGCUUCUGCAACACAGAGCUGGGACAGAGCUGACGGUGCCAGGGAGGGCUGUUUGUGAGACGAGGCAAUGUCAGGCACGGCGAAAAAGAGCUCGGGAAGACCGUCCUAUUACUACCGGCUGCUGGGCCGCACCAGGCUGCAGAGGCAACGCAGCAGGUCCCGCAGCAGAACCCGACCCGCCGCCCGGGACUCCCCCCCAGAGCGCUCCGGCCGGCGGCGCAGCAUGCCUGGCAGUGCUACAGACAAGACCCCCACCAUGGAGCCUGCCACAUCCACACCUUUCAGGGUAACGGGGUUCCUGAGCCGGAGGCUGAAGGGCUCCAUCAAACGCACCAAAAGCCAGCCCAAGCUCGACCGCAACAGCAGCUUCCGGCACAUUCUGCCCAGCUUCAGGAGCAUCGACAAUGAGAGAUCACAUCUGAUGCCGAGGCUGAAGGAAUCGCGGUCUCACGAGUCGCUACUCAGCCCCAGCAGUGCCGUGGAAGCCCUGGAUCUCAGCAUGGAGGAGGAAGUGCUCAUCAAGCCUGUGCACAGCAGCAUUCUGGGACAGGACUACUGCUUUGAGGUGACCACCUCAACUGGAAGCAAAUGUUUCUCUUGUCGAUCAUCAGCGGAGAGAGAUAAGUGGAUGGAGAAUCUGAGGAGAGCAGUACACCCCAAUAAGGACAACAGCCGGCGUGUGGAGAACAUGCUGAAGCUGUGGAUCAUCGAGGCCAAGGACCUGCCAGCCAAGAAGAAGUACUUCUGCGAGCUGUGUCUGGACGACACCCUGUACGCACGGACUACCUGCAAGCUCAAGACGGACAACGUGUUCUGGGGCGAGCACUUUGAGUUCAACAACCUGCCCGCCGUCAAGAGCGUGACGGUGCACCUCUACAAGGAGACGGACAAGAAGAAGAAGAAGGACAAGAACAACUACGUGGGUCUGGUGAACAUCCCCGUCACCUCGGUGACCGGCCGGCAGUUUGUGGAGAAGUGGUACCCGGUCAGCACGCCCAACCCCACCAAGGGGAAGACGCCGGGGCCCAUGAUCCGGAUCAAGUCCCGCUACCAGAGCAUGAGCAUCCUGCCCAUGGAGAUGUACAAGGAGUUCGCCGAGUACACCACCAACAACUACAUGCUGCUGUGCUCCGUGCUGGAGCCGGCGCUCAGCGUGAAGAACAAGGAGGAGAUGGCCAGUGCGCUGGUGCACAUCCUGCAGAGCACUGGCAAGGCUAAGGACUUCUUGACGGAUCUGAUGAUGUCCGAGGUGGACAGGUGCGGGGAGAACGAGCACCUCAUCUUCCGGGAGAACACUCUAGCCACCAAGGCCAUCGAGGAGUACCUGAAACUGGUGGGCCAGAAAUACCUUCAGGAUGCGCUGGGUGAAUUCAUCAAGGCCCUGUAUGAGUCAGAUGAGAACUGCGAGGUAGACCCUUCCAAGUGUUCCGCAGGGGACCUGCUGGAGCACCAGAGCAACCUGAAGAUGUGCUGCGAGCUGGCCUUCUGCAAGAUCAUCAACUCAUACUGUGUUUUCCCACGUGAGCUGAAGGAGGUGUUCGCGUCAUGGCGACAGGAGUGCAGUAACCGGGGGAGACCGGACAUCAGCGAGCGGCUGAUCAGCGCCUCGCUGUUCCUGCGCUUCCUGUGUCCGGCCAUCAUGUCCCCCUCGCUGUUCAACCUGAUGCAGGAGUACCCCGACGACCGCACCGCCCGCACCCUCACGCUCAUCGCCAAGGUCACCCAGAACCUGGCCAACUUCGCCAAGUUUGGCAGCAAGGAAGAGUACAUGUCCUUCAUGAACCAGUUCCUGGAGCACGAGUGGACCAACAUGCAACGCUUCCUGCUGGAGAUCUCCAACCCAGAGACCAUCUCCAACACGGCUGGUUUCGAGGGCUACAUUGACCUGGGCCGAGAGCUGUCCACCCUGCAUUCUCUCCUGUCCGAGGUUGUGUCUCAGCUGGAGCAGAGCACAGCCUCCAAGCUGGGCCCGCUGCCUCGUAUCCUGCGGGAAGUGAGCACGGCGCUGACCAACCCCUCCAGCGUCCAGAUGUCCCUGCCCACCGAGCGUGUGGCGUCCCCGCCCGGGGCCAGCUGCAGCAUCUCCACUGGCCUGCAGAAGAUGGUCAUCGACAACGAGCUGUCUGGGUUGGUCGACUUCACACGCUUGCCGUCCCCGACCCCUGAAAACAAGGACCUGUUCUUCGUGACGCGGAAUUCAGGGGUGCAGCAGUCUCCCGCCCGCAGCUCCAGCUACUCGGAGGCCAACGAGCCCAACAUGCAGAUGCCCAACGGCAGCAAGAGCCUGUCCAUGGUGGACCUGCAGGUGGACCUCCAGGUGGACCUCCCCAACACCUCCGUCGGCGACGCCCUCAACGACAGCCAGUCGCCCAUCGGCCCCGUGGGCGGCGGGGUGUGGUCCGCCCGGACGCCCCAGGGCAACACCACUACCAUGGGGCCCACCCUGCGGAGGGCGGGGCAGACCCCCACCACGCCCAGCGCGGAGAACGUUCCGGGCCGGCCGCAGCUGCUGGCGCCCCUGUCCUUCCAGAACCCGGUGUACCAGAUGGCGGCGGGGCUGCCGGUCUCGCCGCGCGGCGUGGGCGACUCCGGGUCCGAGUGCCACAGCUCGGUGAGCUCCCAGAGCAACAACGAGGACGGGGCGGCGGUCAAGCACGGCUUCCUCAACCACGGCGGGGGCGGGGGCGGGGGCAGCAGCGGGGAGGACUUCGCGCGCCGCUCCGGAGAGUACACCCGCCGGCAGAUAUCCCUCACCGAGGCCCAGCACCAGCCCACCGUGCCGCGGCAGAACAGUGCCGGGCCCCCGCAGCGGCGGAUAGACCAGCCCCCGCCGCCCACCGUCACCCGGGGCCGCACCCCGCCCAACCUGCUCAACACCGCGCCCUACCCCCGGCCCUCCAGCGGCAGCAUGAUGUCGUCCUCUCCCGAUUGGCCGGGCAGCGGGGCGCGUCUCCGCCAGCAGUCCUCCUCCUCCAAGGGGGACAGUCCCGAAACGAAACAGCGCGCCCAGCACAAACAGGCCCCCUCCCCAGUGAACCCCCAUGCUCUGGACCGCACCGCCGCCUGGCUUUUGAAUAUGAAUGUGCCGUAUUUAGAUCACGAGGGAAUUGACCCAGAUUCCAAACACAGGGACGACCUCAGAAACGCAGAGGAGCUCACUCAGAUCGAAAAGUACCAGCAGGAGAUCGCCAUCCUGCAGGAGAAGCUGCGGCUCUCGGCCCAGAAGCUGGAGGAGUACGAGUCCAGGCUGAAGGGGCAGGACGACCAGGCCCAGAAGAUGCUGAUGGAGUACCAGGCCCGGCUGGAGGAGUCCGAGGAGAGGCUGCGCCGGCAGCAGGACGACAAGGAGCUGCAGAUGAAGGGCAUCAUCAGCAGGUUAAUGUCCGUGGAGGAGGAGCUGAAGAAGGACCACUCAGACAUGCAGGCGGUGGUGGACUCCAAGCAGAAGAUCAUUGAGGCCCAGGAGAAACGCAUCGCCUCCCUGGACGCGGCCAACGCCCGCCUCAUGAGCGCGCUCACGCAGCUGAAGGAGCGCUACAGCAUGCAGACACGCAACGGCAUCUCCCCCACCAACCCCUCCAAGCUGCAGAUCACCGAGAACGGAGAGUUCAGGAACAGCAGCAACUGCUAGUGUG